Salvia miltiorrhiza (redroot sage) is the source of this 820-nucleotide messenger RNA. RefSeq lists its product as uncharacterized. Bases 234 to 473 code for a protein of 79 amino acids. Lineage: Eukaryota; Viridiplantae; Streptophyta; Magnoliopsida; Lamiales; Lamiaceae. The transcript is spliced from 3 exons. The record is from RefSeq and is a predicted model, not a curated record.
CAGCUUUUAAUUCAUAUUAAAAUAGAAAUAUUGAAAACACUGGAGAGAGUAUUUCAUAAGGUGUUGGAAUUUAACAAAAAAGCGUAAUCCAUAUUAAAAUAUUUACAAAAAAUAUACAGUAGUAAAUUAUUUACAAUCCGUAUCGAUUCUCCACUUAACCGACAAUACGACCGCCGCCUCCUCCAACCAGAACUGCCGCUAAUUCAGCCAUCGGAACCGCCGUUAGAGAAAAAAUGGGGGCGGAGGCCGAGAAAAUUCAGCAAUCAGCGAUACCUGCUAUGAAUCCGAACCCUAAUUCCAUAACAGAAGCUCAAUUCGCCGCCUGGAAACGUCGAAAGGAUGCUGAUGCUUCUGCCAGAAAAGAGGCAGCUGCGAGGAAGCGUGUGGAGGAUAUAGCUGCAGGAGUGGUUCAGAUGAAUGGCCGUGAACUCUUUGAGCACGAGCCUUGGGUUUUCGAUGACACAAGUUACUAGGAUUUGACAUGGAGUACCAAUAGCAACAACUCAUGGAAUGCUUUGAAGUAUUUAAGUAGUGGAGAGGAAAAGUGGAAUGCAUGAAGGUAGGAGAACAAUGUGGAACUAUUAUGUAGGAUUUUAAAGGGAUAAAUAGGAAAAUUUGUUACUUCGAUAGGAAAUUAAAGGAGAGAUCUUAUCUUAUGGAUUUGAAGAUAUCAAAUGAAGAGAACUCCACAAAAGGUAGACGUGCAGAUUUUUUGAUUCAUAGACUUAUAAUGAAUCCCUAAACCUGAGUGUGAAUAAUUAUCUGAGACCUUGACUUUUUAUGUUUUGCCUAACCACUUUAUCAUAGUUUGGACUUCAAA